Mesorhabditis belari is the source of this 651-nucleotide messenger RNA. Lineage: Eukaryota; Metazoa; Nematoda; Chromadorea; Rhabditida; Rhabditidae. The record is from the annotation of a GenBank genome assembly.
AUGUCCAACGGGAGGGGUUCGGCCCUGCAAGUGCAACGACAGUUCCACAAUGAGCACAACAACCACUCGCAACAGAUGACCGACGAGUCGUCGGGUCGCUUUAAAUUCAACCCGGAACGCCAAUUCUACUUGCUCAAGCUCAUUUUCGGCAUUCUUUGCAUCAUCGACAUCACCCAUUGGGGAUAUUUAUUACGUGAUGACAACGCGAGUGAUGAGAACACUUGGAAAUUUUAUAUUCGAAUCGAUCAAGCCGAGAUGUAUUACUUGAUAGCUCGAAUGUUCGGAGAUAUUUUUGUUUGCGUACUCGGAUUGGGAGCGGCGAUGUGGACUCGGAAGUCGGUGUUGACCGUUCCAUGCAUCGUCGUUCAACUCAUUUUCGUCGUUUAUAGGUCAAUCGUCUGGCCAGUGCGUCACUUUCGGGGUAUUCUGAAAGAAAAGCUAAAAUCGCAUCCAGCGAGAACAGAAGACAUUGCAUUUAUCUUGUGUGAAUUCAUGCUACCAAUGGCGUGGGGUCUUCUUUCGGUGCUUAUCGUGCGCACGAUGCGGGUUCUGCGACAAUUCGAGCAACUCAACGGUUAUGCCCAUCCACCGGUGAUCGUGCUGACAGUGAAAAACGAAGAAAACGACGAGAGUGUUCAAAUUGAGCUCGCC